Messenger RNA from Mycosarcoma maydis (corn smut), 1278 nucleotides. RefSeq names its product putative branched-chain-amino-acid transaminase. Lineage: Eukaryota; Fungi; Basidiomycota; Ustilaginomycetes; Ustilaginales. Bases 1 to 1278 code for a protein of 425 amino acids. The record is from RefSeq and is a predicted model, not a curated record. Gene Ontology annotation, biological process: L-leucine biosynthetic process; L-valine biosynthetic process. Gene Ontology annotation, cellular component: mitochondrion. Gene Ontology annotation, molecular function: branched-chain-amino-acid:2-oxoglutarate transaminase activity. The transcript has a single exon.
AUGCUCAACUUUGCAAAAACGGCUCUUCGCGCACGCGCUGUGCCAGCAACGUCGUUGCUGCGCCGCAAUGCUGCUGGCUCAUCGUUUCGAUUCCAGUCGACCACCGUCUCACAUGAUCCCAUGACGGGCGAGCCAACAGGCCUCAAGCAUCUCGACGCUUCGGCUUUGGUUGUAACCAAGUCCAACGCUCCCCGUGUUCCACCGCCUUCUCAAUCGCUCGUUUUUGGCGCCAAUUUCUCGGACCACAUGCUUUCCGUACCCUGGAACAGCGCUACUGGUUGGGAUGCACCCAAAAUCCACCCCUAUGCUCCGCUGCAGCUCGACCCCAGUGCGGUCAUCUUCCACUACGCACCGUCGCUCUUCGAAGGCAUGAAGGCGUACAAGGAUGUCAAUGGCAAAGUCCGACUCUUCCGACCUGACAUGAACAUGAAACGCAUGAACACCUCGGCUGCACGCAUCGCUCUGCCCACAUUUGAAGGCGAACAGCUUAUCACGUUGAUCAAGAAGCUAGUGGCGUUGGAUAAAAGCUGGAUUCCGUCGGAACCGGGCCAUUCGCUGUACAUCCGACCUGCGCUGAUCGGUACGGAAGCAGCGUUGGGAGUGCACCCUACCAAAGAUGCGCUUCUGUUUGUCAUCUGCUCACCUGUGGGGCCGUACUACAAGACCGGAUUCAAGCCUGUUGCGCUCGAGGCGGACCCGAACAAGGUGCGUGCAUGGCCCGGUGGAACGGGACAGUACAAGCUCGGAGGCAACUACGCACCUGGAAUUCUGCCGCAACUCGAAGCGGCGGAACGAGGAUACCAACAGAACCUCUGGUUGUUUGGCGACCAGCAUCUGUUGACCGAAGUGGGAACCAUGAACCUCUUCGUCGCGCUCAAAAAGAAGGACGGCAAGGGCAUCGAACUCGUCACGCCUCCCCUGAACGGUAUGAUCCUUCCCGGUGUCACAAGAGAUUCCAUCCUGCAUAUUGCCAAGGAUCACGUCAACGGCAAGUACGCGCUCGAAUCGCUGCCGAAAGACCUCGAGGUGAAUGAGCGCGAAAUCAGUAUCCACGAAGUCAUCGAGGCGGAGAAAUCAGGCGCGCUCGUCGAGAUGUUUGGCGCAGGCACAGCUGCGGUUGUCAGCCCUGUCGACAGGGUCGGUUACAAGGGCAAGGAUAUUCAUAUCCCCGCCGGCGACGGUAUCGGACCGAUCGCCAAGGCUAUGCUCGAGAGGAUCACUGAUAUCCAGCUCGGUAAGGUCGAACACGAGUGGAGCGUGGUUGUAGAUGAUCUUUAG